Messenger RNA from Rhincodon typus (whale shark), 4885 nucleotides. It is a transcript of the gene trappc10, whose product is annotated as trafficking protein particle complex subunit 10. The transcript has 23 exons. Gene Ontology annotation, cellular component: TRAPPII protein complex. The record is from RefSeq and is a predicted model, not a curated record. Gene Ontology annotation, biological process: intra-Golgi vesicle-mediated transport; early endosome to Golgi transport. Bases 60 to 3803 code for a protein of 1247 amino acids. Lineage: Eukaryota; Metazoa; Chordata; Chondrichthyes; Orectolobiformes; Rhincodontidae. Gene Ontology annotation, molecular function: protein binding.
GUCGCCCCGGAAGCGGAAGUGCGGAUCCGGCGGAUGGGGAAGAGACUGCGGCCGGGAGGAUGGAGAACCGUCCCCUAGCAACCUGUGCAGGCGACCAAGCCCUCUUCUCCUCUGUUUACUCAAUACUCAUGCAGCAACUUCCACGAGAGCCAAUGGAAUGGAGAAGGUCCUAUGGGCGGCCACCAAAGAUGAUCCACCUUGAAGCGAAUUUUGUUCAGUUUAAAGAAGAGCUGAUACCUAAAGAAGGAAACCGAGCGCUUUUAACCUUCCCUUUCCUGCACCUAUUCUGGACAGACUGCUGUGACACUGAGGUUUACAAAGCAACUGCAAAGGAUGAGAUCACAAAAUGGCAAAACAUUUUAAAAGCUUACAGCAGCUCUGAUUGGCUGAUUGUUGUUGUGGAGAGUGAUGCCAAAAAAAAGAAUAAAACCAACAUUCUCCCGCGGACAUCAAUCGUCGACAAGAUCAGAAAUGACUUCUGCAACAAACAAAGUGACAGAUGUGUAGUGCUGACAGAUCCCCUGAAGGAUUCUUCCCGCACUCAGGAAUCUUGGAAUGCGUUCUUCACUAAGCUCCGCACUCUGUUGCUUAUGUCAUUUACCAAGAACCUGGGAAAAUUUGAGGAUGAGAUGAGAACCAUGAGAGAGAAGAGGACAGAGGCAGGCUGGAGUUUCUGUGAAUAUUUCAUGGUUCAGGAAGAGUUGGCGUUUGUGUUCGAGAUGUUGCAACAGUUUGAGGACGCCCUAGUGCAGUAUGAUGAACUCGAUGCACUCUUCACACAAUAUGUGGUCAACUAUGGUGCUGGAGAUGGAGCCAAUUGGCUGACCUCUUUCUGCCAGCCGGUUCGAAGCUGGAAUGGGCUGGUGCUUCGCAAACCAAUCGACAUGGAGAAGAGGGAGCUGAUCCAGAAGAACAAGGCCACCCUGCUGGAUCUGCGUAGCUAUCUAUUCUCAAGGCAGUGCACUCUGCUCGUCUUCCUGCAGAGACCGUGGGAGGUAGCACAGCGAGCCCUUGAGCUUCUACACAACUGUGUCCAGGAGCUGAAGCUGCUUGAGGUCUCUGUUCCAAUUGGUGCCCUGGAUUGCUGGGUCUUCUUGAGCUGCCUUGAGGUCCUGCAGAGAAUUGAAGGCUGUUGUGAUCAAGUCCAGUUGGAGAAUAAUUAUUGCCACACUGUCGGACUUUGGAGUUAUGCUACAGAAAAGUUGCAGUCUCUGGGUUACCUGUGUGGUCUGAUCUCGGAGAAAGGACCAAAUUCCGAAGAGCUGAACAGGACGGUGGAUGUUUUAGCAGGAUUGGGAGCUGAGCACCCUGAAACCGCAAACAGCCCACAGAGUCCAUAUAAGACCCUGAAUGAAGCACUGUCAUCUGUUGAGGCUUUUGAAAAGCAUUACUUGGAGCUUUCACUUACUGCCUUCGAUAUGUACAAAACCAUUGGACAAAUACGCUCAGCUCAGCUGCUAGGGAAGGAUCUUGCUGAUUUCUACAUGCAUAAAGGGGAGCCUCAGAAAGCAUCAUUGUAUCUCCAGGAGGCACUGAAGACGUACCAGACUGAAGGCUGGACCUUGCUAACUGCCCACACCAGGAAACAACUGGCAGAAUGUCAGAAACAGCUUCAGCAGACCCAAAACUACCUCCAGACCAGCAGCUUGCUGGCUAGUGACAGCAAUCUAACAGAUACAGAACGUGUCCACUUCUGCCAGGAGAUCCUGGAUCUGGCUCAGCAGCCAGUUAAUGGGCAAGAUGACCGCUUCGUGCUGCCAAUGGAUGGGUUUGUCCAACUGAAGAGGUUAUGCUUCAAUCCAGCAUGUGCUGUGGUGCAUGUGGGAGGAUACUUGGACAUUGAGCUGACUGUGAACAGCCUCAUGCCUCUCCCCAUGCACCUCGAUCAACUCUCCAUUCACCUGCAUCUCACUGUGAGCAAAGACCCAUCCAAGAGAAGCAAUGAAUUUGGGGGCCGCAGUCGGAAUGCAAGUGGGAUCUUCCUGUUCCCAAGUGAGCCCAGUGGCAACACUUUCCCCCGGAACAGCCAGCCUUCUGUGGAGCUGUAUGAGCUUUAUGACCGCAGUCUGUCAGACAGUUCACUCAACUCCAGCGGCAUCAUCUGCAAGAACAUGCACCUUCUGCUGCGGAGGCAGGAGAGCAGCAGUUCCCUCGAGCGACCCUCUGACCUGCCUCUGGGCGAUGCAGCACACACUUUACGCACCAGCAAUAUCCUGCUGCAGCCAGGAGCCAACAUCAUACACUUCAACACUCAGGCUAAGGAAGCUGGGAUUUACACCCUGCGCCAGCUCUCUGCCUCUCUGGGAAUAGUGCAGUUCACUCUUCCUCACAUCUAUCCAAUCAUUCAAUAUGAAGCAUACUCUCAGGAACCUCAGCUCAAAGUAGAGCCAAUGACCGACAGCCUCCUAGCGGGUAUUUCUCAACAAGUGAAGUUCACCAUCCAGACAGGACAUUACUCUGUAAAGAAUGGAGACGCGCUGCAGCUCAGUAUCACUGACACACUGCCAAUCCUGCACUCAGCGAGCAGCACUGCCACAGUCUCAACCAAUACUGGGGACAAAGUCUCUGAGGCUCCGUUAUCCAUCCAAUCGUCUGGAAAGAUUACCAGUAUAUCUCUGCCACUGGCUGCUGCCUACCAUCAGAUAGAGUUUGAAUUACGCGUCAUCUGUCACCUGCCAUCCACACUGCCCACCCCCCCAGACUCCGAGAAACCCAGUGCCGAAAUAAAGACAAUUCGCAAAGGACUCGAGAAAACUAAAGUGGAUGGUCCUUGUAUGACCUCCAUUGAACAGAAGAUCACCGUCGACUGCCCAUGGUCCAUUUACUCUUCCCUGGUCUCCCUGACCUUCAACAUUCCGUUCAAUGCUAAGCACUCGCUUCUAUCAUCGGGCCGAAGGAAGUAUCUGCAAGUGUGUGUUCACAACCUGUCUGAAAUUGGGUUCCAGUUAUUUGACCCUCAGCUGGAAGAAGUCACUAAGUACUCAGACCUGACCUUUGUGUCACUGAAUUGUCUCAAACAGCAGCACAUUUACAGCAAACAGGCCAUGUUCUUCCUGUGGGAGUUAAAGUGGAGCCAGGAUCCGGGAACCUCUCUUCACUGCCAAUUCAGUGUGGCCUUCACACCGCUAACAGGCCAGGAACCGGGCUUGAUUAAACCGUUCACCUACGAGCUUAAACUGGACAAUUUCUGUACAUUGUAUGAUGUUAAAGCUGAAAUCUUCCCACCUCUGGGAGCUGAGAUGUGUAAAACAGGAACCCUGUGCAAUCUGGAAGUGUCGAUUGUGCGUCUGUCUGACCUCACCGAGGUGGAUAAGGAUGAAUCUUUGGUGGACUGUGAUGGGUAUUGUACCACCAAGCUGAUGUAUGAAGUUGUCGACAACAGCAGUAACUGGGCAGUGUGUGGUAAGAGCUCGGGAGUAAUUUCCAUGCCAGUUGCAGCCCGUGCCACUCACAAAGUGCACAUGGAAGUGAUGCCUCUGUUUGCUGGAUUUCUCCCAUUUCCUGAUAUCAAGCUCUUCAAGUACCUCCCAUUCCAGCCCAGCCAGUCUGGACAAAUGGAGACAGAUAAUUGGAUAGAGAACGACACCUUGUCUGUGGACAGAAACCUUGAUGAGCAGGUCGAGAGCAGUAGUAUGAGGAGCCGAGGUAGCAGCCAUUCGUCCAGCAGCAAUGAGCACCGUGGUGUCCCAAUGCCACGCUUGUUACCAUUCUCCAGUGGCCAAGUCUUCAACACCAGCUCCAGCAUGCAGAUCCUUGUCAUCCCCAGCCAGGACGACCACAUGUUGGAGGUUAAUGUGACGUGACUGGGCUCUGUGUUUUGCCAGCAGUCUGUCAUGUGAGAUGAUGGGGCUCUGUCAUGUGAUCAUGUUAUGUAAUGUAAAGUGACGUUGUGCUGAUUUAUCAUUGGGGUUCACUGUACCAUUUACAGGACAGCAAUGUGUCACAUGACAGUGCCCUAACAUAGCAUGACAGGAGCUGUCUCUCACUUGUAAAUUCUUCUGUACAGUCAGCUCUGUGGGGAGUGGUGUUGUAAUUAUGUUCUGUCUUUGUAUCAGUUAUGCCGAAACAUUCGUGACUUUCUUAUAAAUAAGGAAGAAAUGAUGUGAUUUGGUAUAAAAGUCACUCUAUGUGAGCCAUUGAGCCCCUCAGACAGCCCAAUGAAACCCACUCAGUCCCUGGGCACCAGCUGCCCACUCCCAUCCUGAUAUUCUGGGAUCAGGAGCAAUUCUGUGCCAGCUCCGUUAGAUUCCAACUUCUACUUUCCCAUUCUUCUUGUGAGCGAGAUUGUAUCUGAGACCAGGGCAGUGCAGACUGACACAUCCAGUCUGUGAGCAGUGCACCAAGUUGGCCUCUGUCACUAUUGUUCUCACAGCUGACCACACCUCUGUGUGAUCGUUCCCCUUCCUAUUGCCUCCUGAUGGCUUUCGAUUGAAAUGAUUUCCAGUUCAAUCUGUGGUCUAAUUGAAUACUUCUUUAUUUAUUUACAUAAUCCUUAAUUUUUAAUCCAGGUUUAAUUAUAUAAAUAUAUGUGUAUAGAGAGAGAGAGAGAGAGUAAUAUAAACUUUCAGAGCUUAUGUUGUGAGUGGGUUCUGGGGCUGCUCAAAUGAGCUGAGGCUGGAAUGUCUCAACGAGAGCUCAUUUACCUGUGACAUCCCCAACAGCUCAAUGUGUGGGGCAAUUUGAUAGCAGCUGGGGACUUUUGUAAAUAGCUGGGAAUUCGGUCAGGGGCUCAGUCAACACCUCGGGGUUCAGUAUUUGCACCCAAUAAAGAGAUAAUCUCUCAGCUUGGCAUCCCUGUCAAUUCAGCCUUGCUUUACUUGUGCUGAGAGCAGGGAAAAUGUGGAUGUGAAUUGUGAACAUUAUAUAAACAUCAGCAUCCUCGACA